GUCAGCGCUACACGAGCACCGAUUGGACAUUGUCUGCGAGCGCGCUUCUGUUGCCACUUUCUUUACCUGAAGCCGACGGAGGAGUGUAAAAUACCCAAUUACAAUGUCGUACGUAAUGCUGGAGUUGCUGUUGUUGCUGGGGUUUGCGGACGCCUCGCGUGCCGAGCUCGUGUUCCGCUGCCCAAGCUGCAGCGCCGAGCACCAGGCGGCGUGUCCCACUCUCACUGCAGAGAACUGCGGCGAGAUCGUGCGUGAGCCGGGCUGCGGCUGCUGCCCAAUCUGUGCACGCCGGGCCGGAGAGCUGUGUGGUGUGUACACACCGCGCUGCGCCAGCGGCCUCCGCUGUUACCCCGAGCCGGACUCGGAGCUGCCGCUAGAUCAGCUAGUGCGCGGCCUCGGUCGCUGCGCACUCAGAGCGGACUCUGAGCCCAGCACGUUGAGCGCUGAACUUAGCGGUGAGGUGCUGGAGCUGCCGGAAGCAGAACAAACUGAAGUCCCUCCAAUCAGAAGGCCCACAAAGGACAGCCAGUGGAUGGGCCCUAAAGAGAGUGCGGUCAUCCAGCACCGGCAGCAGAUGAAGACCAAGAUGAAGUAUAAAACAGAGGAGCCCAAAGCACAACGCAGCAAGCUGAGUCAGUGUCAGCUGGAGCUGGAGCAAGUACUUGAGAGGAUCUCCAAAAUGGCCUUCCAAGACAAUCGUGGCCUUCUGGAGGACCUCUACUCUGUGCACAUACCCAACUGUGACAAGAGGGGCCAGUAUAACUUGAAACAGUGUAAGAUGUCAGUGAAUGGACAUCGGGGUGAGUGCUGGUGUGUGAAUCCCAACUCAGGCAGGCACAUCCAGACCUCCCCAGUGAUGAGAGCUGACCCCAACUGCAGUCAGUACAUCAAUACCUUAGAGAUGGAGACACCUUCAGCACCACAAAACUAAAAGCAUCAAAGAGAAUCCGUACCUGUAGAAUCCCAAAACCCCUGGUGAAGCCGGUGCCUCAUGAUGAUUCCUUCCCUCCAGAUGUUCAGAGGAGGAAAGUUCUUGAAAGCCUCUUGCCACCAUCCUCAGAUGUGGUUAAGCAACUUGGCUCUAAUGCCACUUCACGAAAUUAUGUUAAGCUCUUGACUUAACAUGGAGUAUGGUGGAGGAUGGUGAUGAGAUCUUUGUUUGUUUUCUGAACACCCACCAACAUGCAGGCAAAAAAGCUUCUGACUAUUUGCAAAGACUGCAAACGAUCCUUAAAGCUGCUGUCAGGCGGGAUGGAGUGAAAUAUUUUUCUGCGAACCUGUUGAAACAGUUUCAGUGUGUGUGCUGGAACCAAUCUUUGAUACUGACACUACAGCUUGAAUCAAAAGCAAAGACCUCACUUGACUUUGCUGAGCUGUUAUCCCUGCUCAAAACCGAGGAAAGCAGGUGGGCCAAUAAACUUGAUAGAAAGCAACAUCACAUAGGCAGCCCAAAGCAGAAAGUUUCAAGUCACACUCGUGUUAUCACUGAUGUUUCUGCCUAUACUGACCCCAGGGUGCUAAAAGCUUGCCUAUCUGAAACUGAGGCAUUACGAAAACAAGUGGCCGAUCUGAAAAUGCAAUUAGUGUCUUCUAAGCCAAGAAAGGGGAAUCACAUGAGUCCAAGUUGGCAGCAAGCCCACCUGAUGUGCCUGUUAGAGCAGAGUGUGCAGUCAAUCACACGUAAAACUCUGAAAACUGUGGUUCUGCUUCCAAUGUGGAGAAGAUGGUCACAUCGCUAGACUAUGUGCAGGUUCAAUUAAUAAAGCUCUAGUGGAUCAAAAAUAUAAGGAGCUCAAAGCCAAACAAGAAAAAUGGACAAUGAAAAAUGGAGUGCCUUUAAACUGGGUUGGGGUUCGGUAGUGGGACAUACUGGGGCCCUUUGUAAAUAAGAAAAGUCUCAACUUGCCAAAAAUGGGAAAGGCAGCCAAUCAAGCCCAUUCUAUUGAUUCUGUUAAUUGUGGUCAAACAGUUUCUGGUAUUAUAAGGUAAAAAUGUACUGCUGAGAUUAUCCUUGAAGGAAACUCCUGUAUUUCCGUUCUUGAUUCAGGGUCACAAGUGACAAAAGUGUCAAAGUCUGUCUAUGACACUUACCUGUUCUCUCACCCAAUCCUUCCCCUGGGAAAUCUUAUUGAAGUUGAGGGAGCUGGGGGAAGAUGGUGUCGUAUCUAGGUGAUAUAGAAUUGGGCAUACAUUUCCCUAAAGAAAUUGCUGGAAAAGCUGACACUGUUACUACAUUAGCGUUAGUGGGCCCUGAUUUCAAAUUCAAUCUAAAAGUAAACCAUUUGUCACGUUUCCAGGUAGAUUCGGAAGCAAUCGCAGAUAUACAACAUUGUAUUAAACAAAUAAACAACAAAACAAAGACACUAAGAUAACUUGGCAAAAUACUGUGGCAAGAAACAAAACACAAGGGCACACGGUGGCUUAGCACGCGGAAGAAGAUGGAUGGAUGGAAGAAUGGAUAGUCUAAGACAAACGUAAGACAGAGAAGUAGUGUAAACAAUGGCGAUAUAUAUAAGUGUGCUCAUUAACAGGAAUGUGAUUCAGGUGCAGGUGGUCAUGUGACAUGUUAUAGUACAGUGAUGGGCUGAUGGGAACUGAAGUCCAGAGUUACCUUGAUAUAUGACACCAUUCUUAGUUUUUGUUAUACGUACAUAUACACACAUACAUACAUACAUACAUACAUGGUGUAGAAAAGAAAAACAAAAUUAAAGAGUACAAUCACCUAAACAACCCCCAUCACGGCUAACCAAUAUCUAUAUCCGGUUAUGUAUAUAUUGUAAAAUCCAACAACAAACACAAAAAUUCAAGUGGGAAGUGUCUGUAACUCCAUAAAAUAUUAAAUAAAGGGUUGCCAUUUAUUUUAAAAAAUUAAAUAAAACAACUUGUAAGUACAUCCCCUCAUCGUAUAUUUUACUUUCUCGAGUUUUAAAAAAAAAAAAAAAAAAAAUCAUAUCCUUAAGCCACUGGAAGAUGGAUGGAUAUUUAGUAGACUUCCAAUGCAACUGUAGGUAACGCCUUGCUAUUAGGAAUGUGAAAGCGAUAAUAUCUUUAUGUACAGAGCUUAAUGGAAUCCCAAAUAUAGCAAUCAAUAACCAAGGUUUUAAAUCUACUCUGAGAAUAGUGGACGAUAGUAAAGAAACCAGUCCAAAAACCAUAGAGAUAAGGACCAAAGAAAAACAUAUGACCAAGAUGACAGGGAGAGCCAUGGCAUUUAUCACACUUGUCCUCUACUUCUGGAUAUAUUACAGAAAGUCUCGACUUAGACAAAUGGACCCUAUGUAAAACUUUGAACUGGAUGAGCCCAAGACGAGCACAAGAAGUGGUAGACUGUAUCCUACCUAUAGCACGUUCCCAAUACUCUUCACUUAUUUGUACCCCUUUCCCAUUUCCAUUUCCCAUGCAUUCUUAAUUUUGGUACUCGACUGACUACCUAAAGCCAGAAUAAAAUCAUAUAUUUUAGAAAUCAUUCCUCUCUGAAGUGGAUUGUUUGACAACAAGCUUUCAAAAAGGCUGUUCAGGAGGUGCAGAGGGGAAAUUAGGAAAACAUCUAGAAACAAAAUUUCGAAUUUGAAAAUAACGAAAUAGAUGUGUCACAGGGAGGUCAUAAGUAGAUGACAAAUUGGCAAAGCUAUCAAAGACACCAUCGGCAUAUAGAUUUUUUAAUUGUUUAAUGCCCUUGUCAUACCACACUGAAAAUGUAGAGUCCAUACACGAUGGAGGAAAUAAGUGACUGUUGCUUAAAGGACCCAAAAAGGAUGCACUUACAAAUUUAAAGCGCUGUCUAAAUUGAUACCAAAUCUUAAGGACAACGUGAUAAUCAGUAUAUAUAGAGAGUUUUGUAGGUAGUGAGGAAUAACGUAAAGCAGGUAUAGAGGAUUCCCUACAAGUGAUAGUUCCAAUUUACACCAAGAAGAUCCAGGAGAUUUAACCCAGUAGCAAAGUUUAUGGAUGUGCGCAACCCAAUAAUAGAAUUGAAAAUGCAAGUCCUCCACUCUACAAUACUACUCUGCUAGUCUACAUCUCUGCAAUAAAGUUUAACGAACCCUUGGUGGCUUCCCACCCCAAAUAAAAGAACAAAUUAUUUUAUCCAAUGAAUUGAAAAAUUGUUUUGGCAGAAAAAGAGGAACUAGCUGAAAUAAGAAAAGAAACUCCGGUAAUAUAUUAAUUUUGACAACAUUGAUCCAGCCAAUUAGAGAAAGGGGGGGGUUACCCCAAUUUUGAAUGUUGGAUUUAACCUUUGAGAUAAGUGGAGAGAAAGUAGCUGAUACAAGAUUAGAUAUCACGUAGAUAUCAGAUAUCAACAUAUCACGUUGAUACCUAGGUAUUUAAACCCUGAAUAACUAAAUUGAAAAGGUAGAUCUGACUGUUGGAGAGAAAAUGCUGCAGUAUUGACAGGAAACCAGUCGCUUUUGUACCAAAUUUAAUUUAUAACCCGAGACAAAACCGAAGGUUUCCAGAACACCUAAGACAGCAGGAAUAGAGGCAAUAGGAUCGGUUACAUACAAUAACAAAGCAUAUAGCAAAAAUUUGUAUUCUACACCGUAUCGGACUAUUCCUUUAAAUAAGUGGGAAGUUCUUAAUACUGUAGACAGAGGCUCGAUAGCGACAGCAAAAAGCAGAGGGGAUAACGGAAAACCUUGGCGACACCCUCGUCCGAGAGCAAAAUAAUCAGAAUAAAUAUCAUUCGUAUGAACCCUGGCUUUAGAGGAUGAGUAAAGGAGGUGAAUCCAAGAAAUAAAUUUAUCCCCAAAUCCGAAUUUCCUCAAAACUGCAAACAAAUACUCAAGCCUGUCAAAUGCUUUUUCAGCAUCUAAAGAAAUUACAAUCUCAAGAAGCUCAGCCGAAUGCUUUGAAUAAAUUAUAUUAAAAAGUGUACGGGUAUUGAAAAACAACUGACGUCCCUUUAAAAAACCGUUUUGCUCUUCAGAUAUGAUAUAAGUGAGCACGUUCUCUAAACGAGAUGCAAUUACUUUCGCCAACACCUUUACAUCUGCAUUGAGCAGAGACAGCGGUCUAUAAGAACCACAGGAGGUUGGAUCCUUACCCUCCUUAAGAAGGAGAGCUAUAGUGGCUUGUGUCAGAGUUGGCGGCAAAGACCCACAUUUCAAGGAUUCGUUGAACACGGAUAAAAGCAAUGGUGUUAAAUUCCCAAUAAACGUUUUAAAAAAUUUAAUUGGAAAGCCGUCCGCCCCAGAGGCUGUUAGAUUGCAUAGUUUUCAUUGAAUUUAGAAUUUCUUCAACCGAGAGUGUGGAGUCCAGUUGCUUGGCAGUAUUAGAAUCAAUAACAGGGUUACAAAGGUUUUGAAGAAAUGCAUUCACUUUAGUAUUGUCAGCAGGAAAUUCAGAUUUAUAAAGUGAAAAGUAAAAUGAUUUAAAAGUAGCAUUAAUUUCCAUGGGAUCUGUAGUGACAAUAUUAUAAGUGUAUUAAAUACUAGGUAUGAGACGGGAAGUGGCCUGUCGCCGUAGCUGAUGUGCCAGUAAACGACUAGGUUUGUCACCAUGUUCAUAGUAUGAACCACGAAUAUGUACAACAAGCGCUCUGCCUCUUUAGUCGAAAUAAGAUUCAAUUCUGCUGGUAAGUCGAGACGCUGUUUAAGAAGUUCUGGAGAAGGGUUCAAUGCACAUCUUUGAUCGAGGUUACUGAUCGCAGAUGUGAGUUCAUUAAGUCUAGCCGUGCGCCUUUUAUUAGAGAAAGUGGAGUAAGAAAUAAUCUGCCCUCUGAUAUAGGAUUUAAGUGUCUCCCAUAACAAUGAAUAAGAGGUGUCAUUCUGAUUGAAGAAAAGAAAGUCAUCAAUAGAAGUUGAAAUGAACUCACAGAAUUCAAUGUCAGCCAAAAUAAGAGAGUUAAAUCUCCAAAGUGGCGGGCUAUGUUUAUAAACAGAAUGUUGAAUAUCUAAUUGUAGAGGCGCAUGGUCAGAAAUUUCAAUACCCAAAUAGUCAGAAGAAACUACACAAGAAUUAAGAGUGCUGUCUAUAAAAAAAAUAAUCAAUCCUCGAAUAGGAAUGAUGCACCUGGGAGAAGAAAGAAAACUUUUUAUCAACGAGACCGUUCUGACGCAUAAAAUCGGAAAAUGUUUUAGACAUACCAGAUUGAUUCAGAGAACGGGGAUUAGACCGAUCCAAGUUUGGGUCAAAAACACAGUUUAAAUCCCCUCUGAAAAUCAAGAGGUGAGUAUUUAAAAACAGGAGGUUGCUCAACAAUCUAUUAGCAAAUUCCACAUAAUCAAAGUUCGGAGUAUAUACAUUUACCGACAAAACCUGUCUUUGCAUUAAGGUACCAACAACUAUAAUAUAUCUACCAUUCACAUCAGCAGUAACGUUAGUGGACAGAAACUGUGACUUUUUGCCAAUUAAAAUAGCGACCCCUCCUGCCUUCGAAUUAAAGUUCAAGUGGAGGACUUGACUCACCCAAGGGCAGUGUAACCUAUGAUGAUCUUUAAUACGUAGGUGAGUCUCGUUCAAAAAUUCUAUAUCAGAGUUUAAACUUUUCAAAUGUGUAAAAACCUUAGAUCACUUGACAGGAUUACCCAUACCUCUGAUGUUCCAACUAAUAAAUCUUAGAGGUGUGCCUGUCCCAGCUGUGCUGGGAUCCAUAUUACUAUUAACCAUUUAAAUAAAGUAAACCACAGUUAUACAAAUAGCCAAUUAGAGCUGAAGUGGGACCCCCUCCCCCCAACAAACACCUAAACACACACACUCCCCCAAAGUCUCCAUAUAAAAAAAGAACAAAGGAGACAGCAGUGUUUCCCACAGUAACCAAAAGUUAAUGCCACGAAGUUGACACCUAACCUCGUUAAACGCAGCCCGAUCCCGGACUAUCUUGGCUGUGUGGUUUGGGAAGACUGAAAUGGUCAAAUCUCUCACUCUAAUCCAUUGGAGCUGUCUCGCGUGGGGUAAAAUGUCAACACAAUCACCGUGAUAGUGGAAUCUGCACACAAUAACUCGUGGUCAUUCACCAGGCUUGGGCUUAGACUGAAGGGUCCAGUGGGACCGGUCCAAAACCGGCUCCUGCUCCAGAUCAAACGCUUCCUUCAGCAAGGCCGCUACAGCAGCAGUUGUACAGGUGUCAGGCCCCUCUGGAACUUGCACUAUCCUAAUGUUAUUACGCCGUGACCUAGAUUUCAAGUCCUCACAUUUAUUCUCCAACUUGGUUAUGGUAGCAGUGAGAGACUCGAUAGUAGUGUUCAUCUGAGCUAGGUCAUCGGUACAACCGGAGAGAACAUGCUCCAUUUCCCCAACAGUACCUUUCAGUGUUGAUAUGGUAGCAUCGGUAGCAACUUUAUAACUAACCAGCUGUGUCCUCACGGCUUGCAGGUGAAGCUUGAUAGUAAACAGAGCAUCCCCGAGCGGCAAGGCGGAUUCAGGGGAAGAAGGCAAUGCGCUUGCGGCUGUGGUCGCAGCGUGUACCCUAGGCCUCAGUUGUGUCUGAAUAGUACUACCAGCUUUCAUGUUUUUUCCAGCCAUUUUAACGUAUUUCAAAGUUAAAUGUGCAAACAAAAAAACAGAGUAGAGUAAGUCAAAAUCUAUUGUAUGACCGAAAAUUAAUUACAAUUUUAAUCGAAAUCCGCAGGAGCCUCCAACUUCGCAUCCUGCUCCAUUGGCAACUCAGCAGCGCCCCCCGAUAUUAUCUUUCUAAAAUUCAUACACUAGAUGGUAGAGUACAAAGUGCAUAGUGUAAGAGUAUAGUACGUCAUUUGGGACACAACUUAUUUAGUCUCCAAUGCGUGUUUUGGGAAGAGAAGUAACAGUGAGUAAAUGUGCCCCUUGCCACGCGCAGACCAACUAAUCGACAAUGAGAUUCGUUGACAACGAUUUUUAUAAUAGAUUAUUAUCGAUUUAAUCGAUUAGUUGUUGCAGCUCUAAAAAUCACCUUUGAUUUCAGUGAUUCACCUCUCUCUGAAGAGUGGAGGAACAGAGUUUCAAAAGCACAUAACUCCAUUCCGGAAGUUUUUGCUAUGGGAGAUCUUGAUUAUGGACAUACCACUGUGGUUAAACACCAAAUCCGUCUUUCUGACCCAACCCCUUUUAAGCAGAGGGUAAGGCCUAUUCAUCCUUCAGAUUAUGAGGCUGUCACACUUCAUCUCCAGUAACUUAAAGAAUGCACACAUCAUCUGCGAGGCGCUUGGCAUCCCCUAUAGUAGUCGUAAAGAAGAAAAAUAGUUCCAUUCGACUGUGUGUAUUAUCGAGAAUUGAAUAAUCAAACUAUAAAGGACGUAUAUGCACUGCUCAAUAUUGAAGAAACAUUUUUUACCUUACUUGGAUCUAAAUGGUUUUCCAUUAUGAACUUUAAAUCAGGGUAAUACCAGGUUGAGGUUGAGGAAGAAGAAACAUCAGACAUAUGCGUUCAUAUCACCCAUGGGAUUCUAGGAGUAUAAUUGAAUGGCACAGGGAGUGACAAAUGUGCCAAGCACUUUCCAGCACAUGAUGGAAAUCUAAUAAUUUUCUCUAAUAGUCUGGAGGAACACAAAGAACAUCUGAAGAAAGUUUUGACCAGACUGAAAGAAUUUGGCUUAAAGUUGUCACCAGGCAAAUGUCUAUUCUUUAUGAAAUCAGUUAAGUACUUGGGCAUAUAUCCUCUGAAAGCAGAGUAGAGACUGACCCAGAUAAUAUUUUGGCGCUUACUACUUGGCCAAAACCCUUGAAUAUCAUAACAUGUACAACAUAAUAAAAAUGAACAGUAUUUGACAGUAAUUAUUAUGUUUAUGUUUAUGAUUGACAUAUAAUAGCUUAUGCCUGUUAAUGAGGUCUAAAAUGUUACUACAGUUGAUAUUGGCAACAGUGAAGCAUCUAUCUCAGUGACCUCAUUUACAUGGACAGCAGUAAUCUAAUUAUUGGCCUUAUUCUGAAUAAGACAAUAUUGCGAUUAAGGUGUUUACAUAAGUUGAUUUUAGAAUAUUCCUUUCAUGUUCCCGUUUUACACGUUAUAGAACAUAGAUCGAUUAAUGGCACACGUCAUUGCGUCCCCAUGCCACGCCGUCCGACGUUCUCUCCAGAAAUUCACGUAUCAACAUACAGUUCGUCUUCAUUAUGGUACUAUAUAGUUUUUGAUGUUUCAUUUUUAAUUUUAUGAAAGCUUCAAGUGCAGUUAAUUAUUAGUCAUGCUGUACGUGCAAAUAGAUGACUGCUUGAAGCCGUGGGCUACAUCCGAAACCACAUA
Messenger RNA from Ictalurus punctatus (channel catfish), 9157 nucleotides. It is a transcript of the gene igfbp2a, whose product is annotated as insulin-like growth factor binding protein 2a. The record is from RefSeq and is a predicted model, not a curated record. Gene Ontology annotation, cellular component: extracellular region. The transcript has 5 exons. Gene Ontology annotation, molecular function: insulin-like growth factor I binding; insulin-like growth factor II binding. Gene Ontology annotation, biological process: regulation of insulin-like growth factor receptor signaling pathway. NCBI's taxonomy places the organism in Eukaryota, Metazoa, Chordata, Actinopteri, Siluriformes, Ictaluridae. The coding region runs from base 104 to 931 and encodes 275 amino acids.